Messenger RNA from Dalotia coriaria, 935 nucleotides. RefSeq lists its product as uncharacterized. NCBI's taxonomy places the organism in Eukaryota, Metazoa, Arthropoda, Insecta, Coleoptera, Staphylinidae. The coding region runs from base 142 to 738 and encodes 198 amino acids. The transcript has 2 exons. Gene Ontology annotation, molecular function: structural constituent of cuticle. The record is from RefSeq and is a predicted model, not a curated record.
CUUCGCUGCUCUGAUCGCAAAAAAGAUUGCCGACUAGCAGGGUGUGGUGCGGACUCCUGGCGGUAUAAAUAGUGUUAAUUUCGAUCACGGCUUGUCACUGUGUAAUCGUGCAGCAAGACGACGACAACAACAAGCUAAAAGAUGUUUGUAAAACUGGUGACUUUCGCGUGUUUCCUGGGCAUUUCGCUCGCUGCUUGGCAUGGGCCACUCGCCGGUGGUUCUCCAGCUGAUAAAUAUCCAGCUGGUGUAAGCCCACAGGCCUGCCCCAACUACCCACACUGCGAUAACCCAGCUGUCGCUGCUAAUCCCAGUGGUCCAUCUCAUGGCGCUUGGAAUGGCGGAUGGAACGGUGGCCAUGCUGGUGGUUGGAAUGGUGGUCAUGCUGGCGGCUGGAACGGUGGUGCUGGAGCUGGCGGAUGGAAUGGCGCUGGUGCUGGCGGUGCUGGUGGUUGGAAUGGCGGUGAUCAUGGCUCCUGGAACCAGAACGCUUUGGACAAUGGCGAAUACACCGGUGAUGGCGAUUACCGUGGUGAAGGUUUGGCCGAAUCUGGUGCGUAUGGUGACAUCAGCCACAACUACAACAGCGACAAUGGUGCUUGGAAUGGCGCUGGUGCCGGCGGUGGCUGGAAUGGUGCCGGUGCUGGUGGAUGGAAUGGCGCUGGUCAUGCUGGCCACGCUGCUCAGGUUCCAGCUGGAGUUGAUCCUCAUGCCUGUCCCAACUAUCCAUUCUGCCACUAAGUUUUUUCUUCUUCCUUCUUUCUUCGACCAUCUUGAAUUAAGGCACAACGGGGCUUUCUGUACCAGCUGACAAACAUCGUUCUUAACUUAGAGUUCUUUUUUGAAUUAUUGUCGUUGUCGGCGACAGAUCCGACAGGUCUGUGAAUUGCUGUAAAUAAUUUUAAAUAAAGAGUGAUUUGAUACACAUAUAUACAUAA